Messenger RNA from Episyrphus balteatus (marmalade hoverfly), 1939 nucleotides. RefSeq lists its product as uncharacterized. NCBI's taxonomy places the organism in Eukaryota, Metazoa, Arthropoda, Insecta, Diptera, Syrphidae. The transcript is spliced from 5 exons. The coding region runs from base 1009 to 1896 and encodes 295 amino acids. The record is from RefSeq and is a predicted model, not a curated record.
GAACGAUCAUUUUAAAAAAUUGAAAUUGUUCGAACAGGUUCGAACAUACUCAUUUGGAUCUCUGGUCCACACCUCGCACCAAACGUCAAACGUCAUUUCUCAUUUGACCCAUCGACAAAUGAUACCAAGAUUGAAAUCUGGAAACUGAGCUGUCAGAUUACUUUUGCCUACAAGCUGCGAGGUGUGGUGAAUGUAUUGAAUCUAUCUAUGUGUUCGUGUUAACGUCAUUUACCAUCGUGGUGGCUUUCACAUAUAUUCACAGACAACACUGUAAAAGUGUUAACAAAAGGGUUUUGGGGGAAGAGACGUACGAAAGUUUCCAGUCUUGGUUUAGUUUAUCGAUGAGUAUCACGCUGCAGACGUUCUUUUCACUGGAUUCACGCAGAACUGGAGUGCCCCGAGUGAAUAUGAAUAAUAAUAAAAAUGAGAGACAAGAAGAAGAGCAAGGGACAUCUAUUUACUGUUGGUUUAGAACAAUUAAAGGAAAAUAAAACAGUUUUUGGUUGGGUUGAAGGAAGAAAAGAAAAAAAAAAAAAUACGAAUGAGGUUUUUAUUUUGUUUGCUUAUUCUUACACUUGUGGUUAGUCGCUUUUUGCAACUAAAAGUAAAGCAUGCUUUCCCGUUUUAGCUCUUGAUAAAUUCUCGCCAGUUGGCGAGAUUAGAAUCGAUUUUUUUCUGUAUGUGAACACAUGGCGCAAUAAAUAAUGAAAUGCUUAAAGAAAAAAAAAAAGAAAAAUUAAGUGUACCUAACAUUCAAACUUUCUGCGGUUAUGUGAUAUGUAAAAACAAUUUGCAGAGUAUCUAUGAAAGCCAACCGCAGAUUUUGAUAUCAGCAAAUAAUAGAAUAAUCUUCUUAUCAAACGAAGGCCAAGUAGUAUUUAAAGUCUGCAGCUAAAAGUUUGUAUUAGAGUUAAUUCGGUCGCAGACCAGUCAAGUUCAAAUUGAUGAUUUAAGCAGUCAUUCAAAAUCAUAACCUACAGUCUAGUUGACAACACGUUUAAAAAAAACAUGAAGAUAUAUCAAAUCAUAACAUUAUUUGCUAUUUUAUUCGGAUUUGAUAUUGGUGAUGCGAAUAAAUUUAAUAUAAGUUAUUCACAUUUGGACACUUGUAAGGAGUACACUAUUUUAUCUUUACACCGUAAGUACAAGGAUUACUUCCAAAUAAGCUCUAUGAAGAAUCGUGAGCUAGAAGAUAACCAGCGAUUACAUUUGAAAUUCUACGUAAUGACUCAAAAAGAUGCACACAUAUUAUUAUCGGAGUUUGAAAAUCAAUCAUAUUCAGAUCCUGUUUAUGAAAUUGUUUUUGGUGGUUAUAAUAAUACUCGGUCUCACAUAAGUUUACAAAAUGAAAAUACUGUAUCUAUUUUCACGACUCCCAACCUGUUAUCGACUUUUGAUCCAAUGCCAAUUGAAAUAAUUCAAACAAAUGAUGGCCAGUUAAUGGUUAAUAUUCCUGGUUUUGCUGAACCCUUAUUAACUUAUUCAGAUACAAGUCCUUUGAGCAUUCGUUUUGUUAGCUUAACUUCUUGGCGAGAAACUUCAGCAAAAUGGUUCUACGAUUGCAAGUUGGAAGAAUUGACAAAAUCGGAGAAACGUCAGCCUGAUCAGAAUACAGUAAAAAAUAAAUUCAAGAAGCCUGCGACCCAAGUAAAUCCUGUUGAUAGCCCUAACAAAUCCGAUUCUUUUGUCAUGGAUAAAAAUAAAACACAUUCAAAAAUUGAAAUUGAAACAAAAGUGCAGCAGUGUGAAAACAUAUUAAAAGAAUUAAGCAACCACUUUAAAUCUAUAUUUUUGUUGCUAGUUGCUUUGAUUGGAGUCGGAAUUUGUAUGUUUGUUUACUAUAAACAUAGAAAUGUCUGUUGCCAGAGAAUUUUAGAGGCAAGGAGCCGAAUUUAAGACGUCUUGGAGCCAAAAAUCGCCAAUUUCGAAAAUUGUUCAU